GGCCAGCACACAGCCAGAGAGGAGGGACUGUUUGCAGCUCUGAAGGCCAGCUGUCGUUCGCUCAGAGCUGGGUCUUUUCUCUUACUUACUUCCCCGUUCUCCACUGGCCUCAUCACUCCAUGGGACUCCAGACCUGGCCGCCAAGCAAACCACCACUGUCCUCUAUGGCCUGCCUUGAUGUGGAGACCCCUUCCAUCUGCAGGGGUAAAUUCAAAUCAGUCCUCCAGCUCUGUCUGCAGCAGAGGAGAACUCGGGAGCAGCUUGUGGAGCAAGGCAUCAUGCCGCCUCUGAAAACACCUGCUGCCUUUCAUGAGCAGAUUCGCAACCUGGAGAGAGCCAGGACUGGAAACUUCUUAAAGCACAAACUCUGCAGCAGACCUGAGCGCUCGGAGCUGGUCCGUAUGCACAUCCUACAAGAAACGCAGGCUGAACCCUCUCUGCAGGCCACACAGAUGAAGCUCAAGAGGGCCAGACUGGCUGAUGAUCUCAAUGAGAAGAUCGCCCAGCGUCCUGGACCCAUGGAGCUGGUGGAGAAGAACAUCCUGCCUGUUGACUCUGCUGCCGAAGAGGUCAUCCAUGGCGAUAAGGCAAACUACUCUAAGCCACCAGAUAUUUACAACUUUGAUGAGGACAGCAGUGAUGCCCUAUCACCACAACUGCCUGCCAGCCAACAAUCUCCCAGCUCCGCCUCUCCAAGGGAGUCUGGAGGGACUGAGGCCACUUCUACUUCCUCUAACUUAAACUCUCCCAUACAGCACUCCCCACCACCUAACUCACAGUCCACAUCAGAUGUAGUCAACCUCGUCUCCACCAGUGAGCAACUGAGCAACCAACAAGUAUCUCCACUUCAGCCAAUCACCACUGUUGUCCCCAGUAUCACACAAGGGCCAGUUCUUGUGAAGCAAAGCCUGCCCAAGCUUCCCGGCGAUAAAAGCCGCAGCAAAAGGAGCAAAGAGCCCAAACCACGGGUGAAAAAGUUGAAGUACCAUCAGUACAUCCCCCCAGACCAGAAGCAGGAGCUCAAUGAAGUGCCGAUGGACUCAGCGUAUGCCCGCCUCCUGCAGCAACAGCAGCAGUUCCUGCAGCUCCAGAUCCUAAGCCAGCAGCAGUACAACUACCAGGCCGUCCCACCUGCCACACUUAAACCACCAACUGAGGUACAAACCAGCUGUUCCAGUGUUGUUCUGAGUGGAAACCCUGUGUCUACCCCUGGGCAGCCUCGGCACACUCAGAAGAACCGCAAGCCAGCUCAUUUGCCAUCUAAUCUGGACGAGAUGAAGGUUGCAGAGCUGAAAAUGGAACUAAAACUCAGAUCUUUGCCUGUUUCUGGGACUAAGACAGAUCUGAUAGAGCGGCUAAAGUUGUAUCAGGAGAACUCUAACAUCCAGACUGCUGCUGCCAUUGAGACACCAGCCGUCACGUCAGCCUCACAGUCUGAAAACAUAAAGUUAACCCCGCCUGUGUCCCCUAUAGCCUCCAAGGUGUCCAGUCUGGGCAUAGAGGACAGUAGUAUGGCAGACAGCCCCACCAAGCUCUCAGAAGCUCUGUCUCCAACUCACACUGCUCCCUGUGUGAACUCCCCACAGAGAGCUCCACAGGAGGAGUGUCCCACAGAGACACUGCCCUAUGAGAAGGAUUCUGAGAAGGACAAACGUCUCCAUGAGAAGGAGCGUCAGAUUGAGGAGCUGAUGAGGAAACUGGAGCAGGAGCAGAGGCUGGUGGAGGAGCUGAAGAUGCAGCUGGAGGUGGAGAAGAGGAGUCAGCAAGGAGAUUCUCCACCUCAGCUCAGCCCUCUUGCUACCAUCCAGGUCAAAGUGGAAAACAGGACCCCGUCAAACUGCUCAGCAUCCUGUAGUUCUCCUGGUCUGCCAGUGUUGGUCAAACAAGAGGAAGUGGCAGAUCAAAGCAACUUGGCUUCUCAAAAUAAGUUCAUCAUCAGCCACCAAACUAUCAAGCAGCCUGAAACCCUGCAGCCUAUCCAGACUGGAGCUCAGAUUCUCCAGCCUGCAUCCCUUCCUGCCUCAGCAGCCACUAUCCAGAUCCCUGCCAACAGCAUCAAAUUACACACUACUGUUAGCAGCGCAGCCCCAGGCCUCAUCCAGACCUCUGGACAGGUGCCACCGAAAAUAGAGGCCUCAGCAGCAAUACAACAGCAAUGCAGCACUCAGCCAAUGACAAAGACUUGGAGGAUGGAUAGUACAGCACAUAGCUUACUCAACACAUUCCCAGCAAGUGGAUGUCCUGUGGGAGCAUCCUCUAGCCAAGCUGGUCCUAAAGGACCUGCUAAUAAGUCUCACUGUACCAGCCAGCCAACUGUCUUGCAGCAGCGAAAAUUCACAAACCAUGUGUCAAAGUGUAAAGACCCACCCCGCUACGAGGAUGCAGUUAAACAGACACGCAGCAUGCUAACAGAUGUUCAGGGUCCCACUGCAGCUAGCCAGCAGAUGGAUGACCUGUUUGAUGUGUUAAUCGAGAGUGGUGAGAUCUCCCCCUUCGUCAGACAGGAUUCUUCCAGCCAAGACAAGCCUCACCCUGUGACAGCCAGUGUAACCACUCUUCCCAUCAACACAGUUUUAUCACGCCCUCCACCUGUGGUCCAAGUGGCCCAGCAGCCUUCUGCACCGCUCAACCCCUCGACCCAGCUGGAAACCCUCCUGGAUGGCACACUGGGUGCUCACACUGAGCCACAAACACUUAAGCUGAUGGAGGAGCUACAUUCACCUAUGGUUACGAUGGAGGUGGACUUUAAUGAAAACACACCACCCUCUGCUUUGAACCUGCAUAGCAGCAAUAUGGACAAUAUGGACUGGCUGGACCUUACCCUGUGUGUGCCAACAGAGGGGGUCAACCCUUUGGAAAUGUCAACGCCAGUGGGCGUCUUCUCUUCUGACUUCCUGGACUCACAUGAACUGCACUUGAACUGGGACUAAGUGGAGUCAAGGUGAAUUCUUACACCUAUCAGACUGUUUCCGAUACAUUUUUUAUGCAAGUGAGGAUGUAUUUUGUUUCAUAUGUGGACAAAAAAGACCUUUUGGAGAUUUAGCUUUCUGGCCAUAUAAAUCAGCUCAGUAAUAAUCUAAUUGUGCAGUGCCAGUUUAAAAGUUGCUGCACUGCUUCCUUUGAGGUCUUUAAACCCUCUGAUUGUAUGGGGAGACUGACAUAAAGUAGGACUGGUACUGGCAGAUUAAGCUGACAGUGGAAAUAGCUUUUAAAUUUCUAUCUUAAGUUAUGCCACUUCUUUGUUAUCAAUCUGUUCUCAUCUUACUGGCUUAUUUUUGUCUUCUGAACUUAAUGAAUGUACAGUGUUGUAUGGACCAUGAUAAUGGCAGAAAGAGCAGGAAAAUGUCCUUAUCCUGGUUAAAAAACUAUGGGACAAACACUGCAUGCAGCUGGGGGCUGUUACUGUAUGUAGUUCACUUGUCCCUGUCUUGGAAUGAUUAGCACUAUCAAAACAGAUUGUAAACACACAACUGCUAAAUGUGUGUAUGUACAUUUUUAAGCAUAAAUCAGAUGUUAAACUGAGUCACCAUAGUGUCAAUGGCCCACAAGUGGCCUAGCAGCACUGACCAAAUCUUCAUUCCUGCAUCUGUACACUGUUUAAAACAUACUGCACAUUUUGUAAAACCAGUUUUACGAGCAUAAAAAGGAGAUUGUUCACUUGGCACAGCUAUGGGGAACUAGUCACAAGAGCCACCUGCUGUGCUCUAUCAAGACUAUAUCCAAAUGGAUGAUUAUAAAUUUUUCUUACAACUCAUUAGUUUCUUUAAAGACAGGAAGAUUGGUUCUUAAAGGGUUAAAAUGACUCAUUAAAGGUCAGAUGUUUUUUUUGUUUAAGUAGUUUAAUCAAAAAGCACAAGCGUUGCAGGUUGUACCAGACCACAAUCUGUGUGACACAUCUUUCAGAAAAAUAAUCAGUAUGAACCACUGCUCAUUUGUGUUAUUCACUCACUUCAUAUUGAAAUGCAUUACAGCUGAUUUGUAUUGUAGUGACAUCUGCUGGCGACAUCUGAAUCUAAUCAGCCUGAGCUAGCAAAGUUGGUAGUCUGACUGGUUCUCUGUUUUUUUCUUAGCAAACUGCAAAAAGAUGACCUUUGGUAUAAAGAAAAUACAUUUCCAUGUCAAAGAUGUUGUUGCGAUGUUGCACAUAAUUAGGAUGGUUUCUGGGCAGGUUGAGUAUAUUGAUCACUACACUGAAAACAAUGUCUAAACUGGUAUUGGCUUCGAAACCGACUACCUGCCUCCUCAUCCCCCUACCAGCUAAACUUUCUCUCAAGAUCUCAUAUCUAAAACAUACCAUGCUGAAUAUUAAUUUAUCCGUCCCCACUGGCUUUAAGACUGCUAUGGUUAAACUUCUGUUUGAGAAAUCACACCUUGAUCCAAGGUCUCAGCCAGCUCAGUAAUUAUCAGCCAGUCUCUAUCUGUUCUUCUCAAAAGUAUUAGAAAGUUGUGACUAAGCACCUUUCAGCCCACAGAUUUAACUGUAACCUUUUUUUAACCUUUUCAAACUGCAUUUACUAGUUGUAAAUGAUCUAUUGCUUACUCUUACUAUGGAUUCAGAUUCCACCUCUGUGCUCAUAUUACAGAAUCUCAGUGGGGCUUUUGACACCACUGAUUAUUAAACACUCCUAGAUGACUGGAAAAUCAACCUCCCUGCUGAUAUCAGACAGUCUGACUCUCUUGAGGCCUAUAAAUCCAAACUUAAAACGUAUCUUUUUGCCUUAACUUUCAGUAAGCUGCUUAUUCUUUCAUUACGUCAGGACUUGUGCCUGUCAGUCUCAAUGAAUCUAUUAAACCUAAUACUUCUAGUCCAUGAUUGUCCUGCCGACAGGAAUAAAACUGUAAACUUUCUGAAAACCACUGCAUCUCUCUAACCUUCUGUUUGUUGUCCCACAAGUCCAAGCUGUGUGCCUCUCUCUCUCUCUGUCUCUGUCUGUCUCUCUUUUCCCUCAGGCUUCACUGUGUUGGACCCUGGGAUCCUGGGAUUUCUCUCUAUCUAUUUGCAUGUCCAUCCUGGAAGAAGGAUCCCCUCCGUUAAAGUAGUUUUUUUUCUUAUCCAAAUCAAGAGGUUGUUGUAUACUGUACAGAUUGUAAAGCCCUUUAAGCCAAAUUGUGAUUUGUGAUACUGGGCUUUAUAAAUACAAUUGGCUUGGCUUGUUUUUUUAUGCCAUAUGUUACAUUUUAUAUAAAUGUAACAGAGGCUAUUUUGGAUUUCACAGUUGGCCUGUGACCAUCCCUAGUAUGCCAUUUACCUUUAAGUGAUUUUAUAUAAGGAAAGGCCUUCAUUUUUGUAACCCUUAAAGAUCCAGUGUGUAACAUUUAGGAGAAUCUAUCGACAUAAAUAGAAUAUAAUAUUCAUAGGUAUGUUUUCCUUCCCAUAUAAUCACCUGAGUAUAGAAAUUGUUUUUGUUACCCUAGAAUGAGCCAUUUUAACUACAGAUGCUACGGGUUGCCUUCCAUGGAUUCCGCCAUGUUGAAAGUUUCUACAGUAGCCCAGAACGGACAAACCAAACACUGGCUGUAGAGGGGAUCUUUUUCAGUUUCCCAGCCACUGGAGUUUCUCCUACAUACUUCCCAACCCAUUCUCAUACCCAGGUUGUCACAUACAGACGCCAAUGGUGUUCAGUUACUUGCAGUCUGCAAAUUCACUGCUAGAUGCCACUAAAUCCUACACACUUGUCUUUUAAAAGGGAACUGAAUGUGUUCUGUAACUUAACUUUUUUUAUUCAGCGAAAGAUCACUUUGAAUACAGAUACAGACAUAUAUAAUAUACAGAAUUAGAGAAUUAGUCAACACCACAUGUUCCUUCUGACAUGUGCACCAUUAAAACCAAAGUGAUAGCAUCUGAAUAUUUGAUUGAUAAACAUUAUUCCUCAACCACUGAUAUUCAGUGUCUCCUGUACAAUAGAGAGUAAGCUAGGCUAGUAGUAAAUGCGAACAAACUCUGCAAAGGAGCCAUGCUGCUGGAAUACUACUUCACCAUUUGGUCUAUGUGUGAUGCUCUAUUAGUCUGAGCUUCAAGUUCUCACCAGCUGCUUUUCACUCAGAGCUUUUUAAUAGUUUGGAUUGACGAUCGACACUUAGGACAUCUGUGUGUGGUAGAUUUGAACCUAUCGAGGCAGAAGGGAAUGAGACAACAACCAGCCACGCAGCUGAAAAAGAAGGAACAGGAACAUAAUAUAAUGUCAACAAACCUGGAAGCAUAAACCACUGUCUGCACAUAUAAAAACAGGUCCAACAAAGUCUGAUUAUAUUUUAAUGCAAAUAUUUCACCAGGGUGGAGGGAACGUUUUCAUACCCAAUCAAAGCUGUCAUAAAACACACCAGCCAGGUCACACUGCUGACAGAGGUAUAGGUCUCUGUCAUGACGUACUCCCGACACUCUGGGCACUGCGUCCUGCAUGGGCAAUGUGGAAGUUCUUCCAAGUCCAGAAUCACUGUAGGGGCUGUUAAGAAAAGUAAGAAUCCAUUAUUAGUUUUCCCAUCAAAAAUUAAUUUCUCAUUAUUUCUCUAAACCUUUCAAAAGGAAAAUAAAAAAAAGGAAACACUUUAAUAGCUAUUAAAAAUCUUCAAUUAGUGUGAGUUACAUAACCUGAACUAUAGUAAAUGAAUGAUGAACUGGAUCAAUGCAGAAAAUGAUUGCACUGAUGGAGCUAAAAAUUUUUUUUGAUAAAGCACAGAAGUGGGUUGUAAAGCCUGUUCUGUGUGACUUUGUGAGGAGCUUAUUUUUGACUUUAUAGGGUGCAGGUCUUGCUAUGUGCAGAUAAAAGCCCCAAAUUGAACAGUUGAACAAAUGAGCAUUCGUGCAUUACUGACUCACCAGGGAUAGUAGGUGGCGCCUCAACAUAGAAAAUGUUUGAGCCAGGAACAGGAGGCGGAGGUUCAACUUUCUGAAUAGAGUCGAAACUAACUUCUAACAAAGUAGAAAAAAUGUGUUUAUAAAAUCAAGGUAUGAUGGAGUAGUGAUUUGCUGCAAUAAAUCUGGACUCACCUUUAUUCUUUUCUUUGGUACUGAGGGUGUUAUUAUAGAUUUUUUGGAGUUCAGCCUUCCUUUCUGUCAAUUGUUUCAGUUUCUCAUCAAUGCUGGCAAUCUCCUGCUGACUUGAGGCUGCCGCCUCUGGUAAAGAAAUAACAAACUCACAUAUAUGAGAGAUGCACUAAGGACGGCUAUUAUUUUUAUUUAGUUUUCACGCUCUCUUUCAUGUGUCACCUGUUUGUCCAAAUUCAGCACGAUUCCUCAACUCCUGAAAUAUGCACUGGAUUUUUUUCCUUUCCAGAAGUUGCUGUCUCUUAAGUGAAAGAUGUUUCAACUCUGUAGAUAGCUUCUUUAGCUCACUGUGUGACGAAGUCAUGGUGGAUGCUGAAAAGACAUGGGGAAUUGUUGGAUUGUUUUUAGCCUGGGUUUGCUAUUUUGUUUACUGUAUUUUUAUGCUUGUUUGUUGUGCAUAAUGUUUCAUACGGUAAAUUAAAGCAGUACUGUAUAUGUAGUAUGGAAGCAGUGAAAUUUAAAAAAAUCAGAAAAUAAGUUUUGUAGUGAGAAUAGUAAAUGUACCAUCAAAGAUAUAUAAUUGUUAUAAUUUGAAACUUUAAAAACAAUGUUUUGACUUUUAUUUACAGCUAACGUUUACAGAAAUGUUCUAUGCCCAAAAAUAUGGAUUGGAUCAUCAAAUGUAACAUUGUACGCAAUUAUCUUUCCUCACCUCUUAAGAUAUCAUUACCAGACUUUUUAGGGUUUUUAGCAUAAUUUAUUUGAUAUAAAAAUGAACGUAAUAUUGUACAGUGGAGUUACAUAGAAUAGAAUAGAUAUGAUAUAUAACUCUCCAAAUCCUUCAAUCCAUAACAGGCAAAUCUAUUUACAACUAUCAUUUGCAUGUUUCUCUCCCAUCUGAAAUAUGACCCAGCAGUAUUUUUCAGGAUAAAAUAGGCAGUAUUUAAUAAAUUUAUAUAUUUUUUUUUAUUAAAAAG
Morone saxatilis (striped sea-bass) is the source of this 7962-nucleotide messenger RNA. It is a transcript of the gene mrtfbb, whose product is annotated as myocardin related transcription factor Bb. The record is from RefSeq and is a predicted model, not a curated record. NCBI's taxonomy places the organism in Eukaryota, Metazoa, Chordata, Actinopteri, Moronidae. The transcript is spliced from 14 exons. The coding region runs from base 120 to 2930 and encodes 936 amino acids. Gene Ontology annotation, biological process: smooth muscle cell differentiation.